Cherax quadricarinatus is the source of this 1650-nucleotide messenger RNA. It is a transcript of the gene Burs, whose product is annotated as Cuticle-tanning hormone bursicon. The record is from RefSeq and is a predicted model, not a curated record. Gene Ontology annotation, biological process: animal organ morphogenesis. Lineage: Eukaryota; Metazoa; Arthropoda; Malacostraca; Decapoda; Parastacidae. Gene Ontology annotation, molecular function: BMP binding; receptor ligand activity.
UGGCCCAGCACCUCGACCAAUCCUGGCCCAGCACCUCGACCAAUCCUGGCCCAGCACCUCUGCAUUUACAACCUCUUCCAUUCAAAACCUGAUAAGCAACAAAGCCAAAUACCAGACUUAUGAAAAUUUACUGGAGAUGCUAUUAAGUAAUUUUAACAAGACCAUUUUUUAGUACACACAAACAUCAAAUAAUUUUUAGUUAAUCUAUUUACAUACUAUCCUUUUAAAUGGUUUGAGUAUAUAUAUAAUCACUACAGACUUCCUGAAAGAUCAAUAACCAUAAAAAAGCACUAUCAGUUCACUUCCACUCCCUGCUGUGAGAGGGUCAUGACACCACAGGGGAGAGUAAAAGGCACGACAUCCAAGAGAGGGAAAGUCUCAAUUUCCAAGUUGAAGGGCGUGGCUCUUGGGAAGAUGGGGAAGGACAGAAAGGGGGGUGUGGCUUACAGGAAGGCAAUGGCAGGGGGCGGAGCACCCCUUAGGAGGAGACUAUAAACCAUAGGUUGGCCGGGUCCUCGCUCACAGUUGCGUCCCACACUCCAUUUCCUUCACACACACACACAUACACACAUACACAGUACACCACACAUUCUCUCUUACUACUCUUCACACAUACUAUUAAUCACUCAUCUGAGAGAAAAGCACCAAACGGGAUCAGUCAAGUACCACUCCAUCCUUUGGCAGGAUGGGCAGGAUCUCUUGGGCACUGGUGAUGGGCAUAGCAAGUGUGGGUGUAGUGUGGACAGAUGAGUGUUCCCUCACACCUGUUAUUCACAUCCUCUCCUACCAAGGCUGUACCUCCAAGCCCAUACCUUCCUUUGCUUGCCAGGGCAGGUGCACCUCCUAUGUCCAGGUGUCAGGGAAUAAGCUGUGGCAGACAGAGAGGUCUUGUAUGUGCUGCCAAGAGUCUGGAGAACGAGAGGCAUCAGUCAUACUCAACUGUCCCAAUGCUCGUCAGGGAGAACCCAAGCAAAAAAAGAUCCUGACUCGUGCACCUAUUGACUGCAUGUGCCGGCCCUGCACUGAUGUGGAGGAAGGCACCGUCCUUGCCCAGGAGAUUGCAAAUUUCAUACACGACUCGCCCAUGGGCAAUGUCCCCUUCCUCAAGUAGGCUCUUCCUUCCUCUCUUUUACUCAGGAUACAUAUACAAACACUUUCUUCUCCCUAAUCCCAGCCUUUGCAUUUUCUCCCUGUCCCCACAUCCCUACAAAUAGAAUAUGCCGCCUAUGACCAACAGUAUACAGCAGCUGUAACAGGUGUGAGGCAGCAACCAAUCAAAAGAAACCUAACAGCAACAAACUAAUAUUAGCAGUCAAGCCCUGUAUUAACAAUAAAAAUGGCAGCAAUAUUGUAGUACUUUACUCAGUAAUAGCAUCAUAAGAAAAAUAUUAUAUAGCUCAACAUUCCCACCACCACAUAACCAGGGUGUAAGAGAAAGAUGUAGUUUCUUUCUAACAUUGUGUCAACCAAUUACUUUCAAAACUGUUGCAGUGCAGUUAAUGUUGCAAAAAUGAUUAUUAGUUUUGUUAUCAAGAGGUCAAAUUAUGUAGGCCUGAAAGGAAAAUUCAGUUCAGUACUUUGCAUUCUCUGUCCAACUAUAGUGCCUAUGUUACGAUGCGUGAUCGGUAAUAAUAAAUUCAGUAAAUCAUU